CCACAGUCGCUGGGCAUCUCUCCCACGGGCUGUGUACUGCUGGCAUUCUGUUGAUACCCUAGAGAUGCAGCGGCUUUUGGCUCCAGCAAGGCGGGUCCUGCAAGUGAAGAGAGUGAUGCAGGAGGCUUCGCUCACACCUGCUCACCCGCUCUCAGCAGCCCAGCAGAGGUUUUCUACAAUCCCUCCCGCUCCCUUGGCCAAAACAGAUACUUGGCCAAAAGAUGUGGGUAUCCUUGCCCUGGAGGUCUACUUCCCAGCCCAGUAUGUGGACCAGACUGACCUGGAGAAGUUCAACAACGUGGAAGCUGGGAAGUACACCGUUGGCUUGGGCCAGACCCGCAUGGGCUUCUGUUCAGUCCAGGAGGACAUCAACUCCCUGUGCCUGACGGUGGUGCAGAGGCUGAUGGAGCGCACCAAGCUGCCGUGGGAUGCUGUGGGGCGCCUGGAAGUGGGCACCGAGACCAUCAUUGACAAGUCCAAGGCUGUCAAAACAGUGCUCAUGGAACUCUUCCAGGAUUCAGGCAACACUGACAUCGAGGGCAUAGAUACCACCAAUGCCUGCUAUGGUGGCACCGCCUCCCUCUUCAAUGCUGCCAACUGGAUGGAGUCCAGCUACUGGGAUGGUCGUUAUGCCCUGGUGGUCUGUGGUGACAUUGCGGUCUACCCGAGUGGUAAUGCCAGGCCCACAGGCGGUGCAGGGGCUGUGGCGAUGCUGAUUGGCCCCAAGGCCCCUUUAAUCCUGGAGCAAGGGCUGAGGGGAACCCACAUGGAGAACGCAUACGACUUCUACAAACCGAACUUGGCCUCAGAGUAUCCACUGGUGGACGGGAAGCUCUCCAUCCAGUGCUACCUGCGGGCCCUGGAUCGAUGCUAUGCAGCCUACCGAAGGAAAAUCCAAAAUCAGUGGAAGCAAGCUGGGAACAACCAGCCUUUCACCCUCGACGAUGUCCAAUAUAUGAUCUUCCACACACCCUUUUGCAAGAUGGUCCAGAAAUCCCUGGCUCGGCUGAUGUUGAGCGACUUCCUGUCAUCCAGCAGUGACAAAGAGAACGAUUUAUACAAGGGGUUGGAGGCCUUCCGGGGUCUAAAGCUGGAAGAAACCUACACCAACAAGGAUGUGGAUAAGGCGCUUUUGAAGGCCUCCCUGGACAUGUUCAACAAGAAAACCAAGGCCUCCCUUUACCUCUCCACGAACAAUGGGAACAUGUACACCUCGUCGCUCUAUGGGUGCCUGGCUUCGCUUCUCGCCCACCACUCUGCCCAGGAAUUGGCUGGCUCCAGGAUUGGCGCCUUCUCCUACGGCUCAGGGCUAGCAGCCAGUUUCUUUUCAUUUCGAGUGGCCAAGGAUGCUUCUCCAGGUUCCCCUUUGGAGAAGCUGGUGUCUAGUGUGUCGGAUCUGCCUAAACGUCUAGACUCCCGGAGGCGUAUGUCCCCUGAGGAAUUCACAGAAAUAAUGAACCAGAGAGAGCAAUUCUACCACAAAGUGAACUUCUCUCCACCCGGAGACACAAGCAACCUCUUCCCAGGUACUUGGUACCUCGAACGAGUGGACGAGAUGCAUCGUAGAAAGUACGCCCGGUGUCCUGUCUAACAGAGGCCAGUGAAUCCAUGGCAACAGUUCCUGGGGAAAGAAUGUGAGCAGCGCUGCUGCCCAAUCAGCAUCUGCUUAAAACCCCACUCAUGGCAGCAAAUAGUGAAUAAUCUAGAAGGCCCAUAGGCUCUUCUCUGUGCCUCCUUUGCGACUCU
Molecule: messenger RNA, 1746 nt
Organism: Acomys russatus (golden spiny mouse)
Lineage: Eukaryota; Metazoa; Chordata; Mammalia; Rodentia; Muridae
Gene: Hmgcs2
Product: 3-hydroxy-3-methylglutaryl-CoA synthase 2
Exons: 10
Coding region: 65-1591 (508 amino acids)
Biological process (GO): acetyl-CoA metabolic process
Cellular component (GO): mitochondrion
Molecular function (GO): hydroxymethylglutaryl-CoA synthase activity
Source: RefSeq, a predicted model, not a curated record